Molecule: messenger RNA, 909 nt
Organism: Scedosporium apiospermum
Lineage: Eukaryota; Fungi; Ascomycota; Sordariomycetes; Microascales; Microascaceae
Exons: 4
Coding region: 1-909 (302 amino acids)
Biological process (GO): mRNA splicing, via spliceosome
Cellular component (GO): nucleoplasm; ASAP complex; cytoplasm
Molecular function (GO): RNA binding
Source: RefSeq, a predicted model, not a curated record
AUGAAGACUCUCGUUCUCCCAGCCCACGACGUCGCCUCGAUUCUCGAUCCCGCUCUCGCUCACCUUCUCGAUCCGAUUCUCGGUCGCCCACUCCUCGUCGCAAUGGGCGCUACCGAAGCCGAAGUCGAUCCUACAGCCGUAGCCCGAGUCGGAGCCACAGCAGGAGCCGUAGCUGGAAUUGUUGUUGAGAGGUUAACGAAGAACAUCACUGAGGAUCAUCUUCAUGAGAUCUUCGGUCAGUUCGGUCCUAUUGAUGAUUUGGAUCUACCCAUGAACAGGCAAUUCAACUCCAACCGUGGCACCGCCUACAUCCUCUACCUUCACGAGGCCGAUGCUGAAGUGGCCGUUGCGAACAUGCACGAGGCUCAAAUUGACGGCACGACAAUAAACGUCUCCAUCGUCCUGCCUCGUCGCAAGAUGUCACCGCCGCCACCAACGGCCCGGCGAGGGGCCAACAUCAACCCUCUCGUUCCCCCGCCUGGUCGGCGUCCUUCGGCCAACGGUGGCGGUGGCGGAGGUGGUGUUGGGUUGAAUGCUGGAGGAAAAGGAGGUCCCCAUGGCAGAGGUCGCCGUCACUCACCUCCUGGUCGAUAUGGUUCUCGCUCGGAUACUUGGCGACCUCGAUCAUUAUCUCGCUCUCCCUCCCGAUCAAGAUCUCCUAGUGCGGGGCCGGGCCCUCGAGGAAGCGGUGGAGGCAGGUAUCGUGGUCGCUCCCGAUCUUACUCAAGGUCGCUGUCGAGAUCCAGGUCCCCAGCUCCGCGCCGUGACCGUGAACGAGGCAGGCGCCCCAGCGAUAGUGACGACCAGCGCAGAAGCCCUAGCAGGAGCAGCUACGAUAGUUAUCGAGACCGCAGUCGGUCGCGGUCUCCAAGCCGGGGUCAUGGCCAUGGGAGGAGGGGUUAUCGAUAG